Molecule: messenger RNA, 4050 nt
Organism: Anguilla rostrata (American eel)
Lineage: Eukaryota; Metazoa; Chordata; Actinopteri; Anguilliformes; Anguillidae
Gene: cracr2ab
Product: calcium release activated channel regulator 2Ab
Exons: 19
Coding region: 596-2788 (730 amino acids)
Biological process (GO): vesicle-mediated transport
Molecular function (GO): GTP binding; calcium ion binding; GTPase activity
Source: RefSeq, a predicted model, not a curated record
AGCCUCCAGGGGUGGCGGUGUGACUGCCCUGCACCUAUUUAUUCAGAGCUACACAACUAAGAACAUAAGAUUUAAACCUUCCAAUGACAACUAUCAAUCAAACAUUACGCGCGCGGCUCCUUCUGCGGUUUGGAGAUUACCUGGGAGCUUGUAACCUAAAUUAAUGUGGGAGUGCCGUUCCACAGCAGAGUCUAAUUACACCUUAAGGGCCCCACCCGUGCUCUCUGUCCUACCUCAGGCAUUCAGAAGGAACAGGCCACUGUGACACUGGUCCCCAUAAGGUCACGGAGGAGACCCACGGUUAGACCACAGGAGGCGGACUCAGGCUAAUUAAAGAGGCGGUUGCUAAGCAACGAGGAGCAACAACAUCGUCAAAGGGAUCUGCUGCCAUACUGAUAGAGUGAGAGUGAAAGAGUGAGAGAGUGCGAGAGAGGGUGAAAGUAAGAGAGUGAGAGUGAAAGAGUGAGAGAGAAAGUGAGAGAGAUUGAGAGUGAGUGAAAGAGUGUGAGAGCAGGUGAAAGUAAGAGAGUGAGAGAAGGAGAGAGUGAGAUAGAAAGAGAGAGAGAGAGAGAGGGGGGGAGAUUCUGACUAAAGCAUGGCAGCGUUCACAACUCCCAGCUCCAGCAGGGUGAGCCGGGCGGCCCAGCCCAAGCCAGAGGCCCUGGGGCCGGGGCCAGGACUAGGGCAGAGCCAGGCCUCAGACACAGGCCUUACUGCCAUGCUGGAGAAGACCCAGGAGUUCUUCCUCAUCUGUGACAUGGAGGACAAGGGAUUCAUCACACGCAGAGACAUGCAGAGACUUGGCGGAGAGCUGUCUCUAAGCUCAGACGAGCUGGAGAACGUCUUUGACACGCUGGACGCUGACGGAAAUGGCUACCUCACACUGGACGAGUUCUCCUCGGGAUUCAGCCAGUUCCUGUUUGGCCGGAGGGUUUCUGGGGCAGAGGUGGGGGGAGAGCUGUACCAGAGCCGGGGGGGGGAGAAGCUGUCUGGCAGUGAGGAUGAGGAGGAGAGACAUUUCUGCAUGCUGAUGGACAGCCUGGGAGCCAGCAACGUAUUCCAGGACCCUGGGGAAGUGCGCAGUCUCUGGGCCCAGGUGCGUAGGGACGAGCCGCACCUUCUCUCCAACUUCGAGGAGUUCCUGGCCCGGGUCACCUACCAGAUAAAGGAGGCCAAUCAGGAGAAGAGAGACAUGGAGAGCGCCCUGAAGAGGAAAGCUGCCACACAUGAUGAUGAAAUUCAGCGCCUGUAUGAAGAGAUGGAACUGCAGAUCACAUCCGAGAAGGACAGGGCGCUCCUGCAGGACUCAGAGCGCUUCCUGUCCCGCAGACAGGACCUGGAGACCCAGCUGACCAACAAGGAGCAGGAACUGCAGCUGCUCUUCAGGAAGGAGAGGAGGUUGGACCUGCAGUGUCAGGAGCUGCAGAGUAAACAGCAGGAGAGCAGGGUGGAGAACGUGAAACUCAAACAGACCAAUGAGGGGCUGCAGAGGGAGCUCAGACACACCAGCCAGGAGCUCCGCCUCACCCAGGAGCAGCUGUGUGUGCUGCAGGAGCAGUCCUCUCGCCUGCACCAGGAGAGAGAGAUGGAGCUGUACAGAGUGACAGAGGGGAUGCAGAGAGAGAGAGCCACUCUACUCAAACAGCUAGAGCUCCUCAGGGAAAUGAACAAACACUUGCAAGACGAACGGGACGUGUGCUACCUGAAUUCGCAGAAAAGACAUUCCCGCAAGCAGAGGCCUGGUUUAGGCGCUCUGAAAAGCACAGAGAGGACACAGAGAGGAAGUGAGGAAGAGGAGGAGAUCCCCCCGGCCUCCAGCACGUGGCGCUCAGAGGACGCGACUGGCCAGGACCUGGUGGUGAGCCAGGAGGGCGGGGCCGUGAGGAACAGGUGGGGCCAGCAGCCACUGCAGCGAAUCAUGUCCAUCGAGGAAGACCCCCUCCCUCAGCCGCUACAGCCCGGGUACGAGGCCCAGCUGCAGGACUGGAGCGAGGACGAAGAGGAGGAGGAAGAGGAGCGCACUGACCUGGAGACGAGCCGCAUCCGUCCUGCCACCGCCACCACCGUCCCGGAUGCUCCACUGCACCCCCUGCCCGCCGGGCACAGGGCCGCCCCCCUCACCCGCAGGGACACUCCCCCAUCUCCAAGGGGACAGCCUGUCGGCAAGGAAACCAUCCAGCAUGAGGAGGCGGCAGUGACCUGCACACCAGACCGCCUGUUCAAGGUAGUGCUGGUGGGGAACUCCAGCGUGGGCAAGACCUGCCUGCUGCGCCGUUUCUGUGACAACUGUUUCCAACCGGGCACCAUCGCCACCGUGGGCAUUGACUACAGUGUGAAGACAAUAACAGUGGAGAACAGCCAGGUGGCGCUGCAGAUGUGGGACACAGCAGGACAGGAACGGUACCGCAGCAUCACCAAGCAGUUCUUCCGCAAGGUGGACGGCGUGGUGGUCAUGUAUGACAUCACCGCUGAGCAGAGCUUCACCGCAGUGAGGCAAUGGCUGAGCAGCGUGCGGGAAGGGGCAGGAGACGACAUUCCCAUCAUGCUCCUGGGGAACAAAACGGACAGGCCAGGCGAAAGGGAGGUGGAGACUGGAGCGGGCGAGAGACUGGCCAAGGAAUCCCACUUCAUCUUCUACGAGUGCAGCGCCUUCUCUGGCCACAACGUCACAGAGUCCAUGACUCACCUGGCUAUGAUUCUGAAGGAGCAGGAGGACAAAGAGAAGGAGAAGACAGUGCAGUUGGUGGGCGAUGCCCCCAAAAAACGUUCCUGCUGCUCAAGACAGUAGAGCCCCCCCAGACCCCCCCGGUCUGCAGUCACAUCUCCUCCAGUCUCGGACACGCACGCACGCACACACACACGCACGUAUGCACGCACACAGUGUGCAGUAAAGCAAGCUGCUUCAGAACAGCCAGUGAAGCCAAAAAGCAUGCCAUGAUCACUUCCAUAUGGAGAAGAGAGCUAACACAGGCCACACAGGCUAACACAGUUAAACUGUACAUAAAGGAUCUUCCUCUGACUCAUGUCUGAGCUAGCUUCACUUAACGCACUGCCAGGUGAAGAGAACAGGCGACUGAUAGCGCAUACCUGUGUGGACCCUUCUACAGCACAGAGCGCAUGCCUGUGUGGACCCUUCUACAGCACAGAGCACAUGCCUGUGUGGACCCUUCUACAGCACAGAUCACAUACCUGUGUGGACCCUUCUACAGCACAGAGCACAAAGCCUGUGUGGCUACAGCACAGAGCACAUACCUGUGUGGACCCUGCUACAGCACAGAGCACAUACCUGUGUGGACCCUUCUACAGCACAGAGCACAUACCUGUGUGGACCCUUCUACAGCACAGAGCACAAAGCCUGUGUGGCUACAGCACAGAGCAGUGACAUGCAGAACAUUAGGACUGGACUUUACAAAUGGGGACAAGACGAGCAAAAGAUUCUCAAAUUGUGUAUUUAUCUGCAAUCAAUUUCUCUACUUCAGUAGUCGAUUGAUAAAGUAGCAACUAUUUCUUUAUCUGUUAAUCUCAGAAUUAAAAUCUAACACUAAAUCCAAGUAACAGAAUCAAUUUCAUACACCAAAUUUAGAGCUCUACUAUCUUCACACACAGUUCGGCUAAAGCAGCACGCACAGUUUGGCUAAAGUAGCACACAGUUAGGCUAUUAAUUUAUGAGCGUGGUAUUCAUUCAACAGUCCGUCCAUCCACAAAAUUGGUUUGUUCAUUUAAGUUUCUCAUUGUGUACAACCAUCAGAACGGUACUAGAAAAAAGGACUGUUUGAAAUUCAGCACACUAAUUUCACUGAAUGUCCAUGCAGCUGGCUUGACUAUCAUCUCCAUAUCAAGUCCCUAAUUAUAUGUACAGUUCUCCAUACAAAAAUGUUUAUUAAUAACAUAUCAUUUAAGGUCUGCGGGGUGUUAUAUUUAAGUACGGUGUAGGCCUACUGUUUAGAAUGAACUGUGUAUUGUAUUUACUGUUGUGAGUGAUAUGGUGAUUUACAAGUUAAUUUGUGUUUAUAAUCCUUAAAGUCAGAAUAAAUGGCAAUUAUCACUGUC